Molecule: messenger RNA, 1335 nt
Organism: Xylaria bambusicola
Lineage: Eukaryota; Fungi; Ascomycota; Sordariomycetes; Xylariales; Xylariaceae
Exons: 2
Coding region: 1-1335 (444 amino acids)
Source: RefSeq, a predicted model, not a curated record
AUGGCCCCCUCUCCGGCUCCCUACGACAGAUCGGCUUAUGCCGAAUUGGCGCCUGCCACCGGGGCCACAACCAGCGCUUCCAUACCAGCAACCGCCGCGACGGCAUCCUCUCCUUCGGUCCCGCGUACAGCGCAUCUACACACCAUCACUACUAAUACUUCUCCAACCCACCACUCAUCAAGCCAGAGCCCAACUCAACAGCAAAAGUCCUCGCCACCAAGCGCCCUUCGCAAUGUUUCAAACACAACAGGGCCUAAGAUUAUUGUAAAGAAAGAACCAGGGUCUCCGGAUAUCCCUACAACCCGACAUCGUCCACGAAAGCUGGAUCUGUCUAAGAACACUCUCACCGGCUCUGGCGCAGCCACGGCACGACCAGCGCUUGGCGGCAGAGAUGGGCUAGGUAUCCAGGAAGUUGGUUUAGCCUGUCUUUCGCCUGGUUUUGUCACACAAGAUCCUGUCAUGAAAGAGCAUCUGCAGCAAAGUAUGAAUGUCAAGGAACAGCAACGUCGCAUCAUUGAGGCGAGGCUUCAACAACAGUCUGCAAAGGGAGAUGGACCUGCUCCUGGACCCGGGAUAGAUAAUGGCAAGGAUAGAGACCCUGUGAGCCAGUUUGCGGCUAAGACACCAGGCAUGUCAAGGCGAAACAAAGCACCUCCAGGAUUAAGUAUUGUUGCGCCAUCACACGAACAAUUCGCUCACGAGAGGGUUAUUCAGUCCGCACCCCUUGGCCAAACAUUCACGGGUCGCCAUAAUCCCCAUCCUUUGACCCGACAAGUGACAAAUCACCCUUCCAACUUAUCUAGCGCUUCACAUAUUCACCAUGUUCCCGCACACCAAACUAAUAACCGUUUACCUCCCAUCUCAGAUGUUUUCGCUAACCAAGGUUUACCUUCCCACGGCGAGGCAAAUCGGCAAUUAUACCCAGGCUCGAGUCACGCUCCUUUGACAUCUCCUGCUCACCCACCUCCCACUCAUGCUCAGGCGCCUGUCUCAGGUCGCCCGAGAGAGUACAAAUCCGCAGAAGAAGCGCAACAUGAACUGGCCGGUGGGCGACCCGAGUUAUUACCAAAGCUUGUUCAUUACACUGGCCAUCAGCCACCAACCCCUCCAUCUCCCAGGAAUGGGGCGCCGGCUCAGGAUGGAAGCCGAAGUGCGAGUAAGAGGCGCACCCGGGCCGAAUAUGAGGAGGGUGCCAGUCCGCCCCUUGGACAUGGACCCUCAGCCACCCGACGGGGACCAUUUGGUGCUGGACGCGAUAGCCCAGAAACACAACGUCAGAAGCGCGAUGAGUUCCUUCGCUUAUGUGAAAGAGCGUGGGAUUUAUUCCAUUCGUGA